AUGAAGUUUGAGUUCAUCGACAGCCGCGACAUUGGCGACUGGCGUACGAGAAGACAGAUCCGUAGCUAUGUGGCCAAGGGCCGGAACGCCGGCAGGAAGCUCACCCGGCCGUCGAGGAAGAAGGCGCAGGAAGCGCUGAUGGCCACCGCCAGCUCGCCCACGGCGCUAUCUGCCUAUCGGCAAAUAUUACUAUCACCGCCCGCCCAGGCCAGUGUAGCCGCCCCGUUUCCUCGUGGCUCGUCAGUCCUCCUGAGCUCGCUCCCGGCACAUGUGCAGCUCACUGCGCGGUCCCUCGGCCUGGGCGUCCUCGAACGAGCCAUUUCUUUCUUCGCGAAUAUUCGGCAUCCUCCCGAGCUGGACGACGUUCUCGACUACGCCUCGGAGCCGCGUUCAAAUUACAUCGUGCCGAUCCUGCGGGAUGAAGCGUAUUUCCACGGGGCGAUGGCCGUGUUUAUGGCCGCAUUCCCCAGCAUGCCCGUGUCCCCCAGCCAGGAUAGCACGGCAGCGCGCGUGCGCCACCUCUGCGUCGCCCUCCGGCUCGUUAACGCCCGGCUGUCCGGCAGCAACGCCGCGGCCGACGAGAACGUGACCGUGGUGAUGAUACUGGCGCUGUACGAGCGCUUCCAGGGGUCCUACCACCGCGGCCGGCUGCAUCUCGACGGCGUGCGGCGCAUGGUUGAGAUGCGCGGCGGCAUCGGCGGCUUCGCAAGAAGCAACCCUACCUGGGCCCGCAAAGUAUUCCGG
Messenger RNA from Thermothielavioides terrestris NRRL 8126, 744 nucleotides. RefSeq lists its product as uncharacterized. The record is from RefSeq and is a predicted model, not a curated record. NCBI's taxonomy places the organism in Eukaryota, Fungi, Ascomycota, Sordariomycetes, Sordariales, Chaetomiaceae. The transcript has 3 exons. The annotation marks the transcript as partial.